Dermochelys coriacea (leatherback sea turtle) is the source of this 6221-nucleotide messenger RNA. It is a transcript of the gene PRG4, whose product is annotated as proteoglycan 4. The record is from RefSeq and is a predicted model, not a curated record. Gene Ontology annotation, molecular function: scavenger receptor activity; polysaccharide binding. The transcript is spliced from 12 exons. Bases 1 to 4707 code for a protein of 1568 amino acids. Gene Ontology annotation, biological process: immune response. Lineage: Eukaryota; Metazoa; Chordata; Testudines; Dermochelyidae.
AUGCAGUACCUAAAAAUAACCAUGGUGUGGAAUAUAUAUUACAUAUCCCUGGUGUUAUUUUCAGCAUCCUUGAUUCAGCAAGCUUCUUCUCAAGAUUUAUCAAGCUGUGCAGGGAGAUGUGGGGAAGGGUAUUCUAGAGAGGCUCCCUGCCAUUGUGAUUAUAGCUGUCUACGCUACAUGGAGUGCUGCCAUGAUUACAUGAGGUUCUGCACAGAGGAACUCUCCUGUAAAGGACGCUGCUUUGAAACUUUUGUAAGAGGGAGAGAAUGUGACUGUGACGCAGACUGCAAAAAAUAUGGGAAAUGCUGUCCAGACUAUCCGAAACAUUGUGAAGAAGCACUUACUACAAAAUCAUCAUCCAGAACAGCUCCUUUGGUCACCAAAACAACAGCCAAACGGUCAUCUAAAAAUUCAAAGAAGCAGCAGCCAAAGAAAGUAGUACAAUCCCAUGAAGUUAUGGAAGAGCAAUUUUGUUGUAAACUGUACAUUAGCUUCUUACACAUCUUAUUUUGCAUGACUUUCUGUUUUCACCAAUUAUUUUACUUGACUACAGAACAUUCGGAAUCUGAGAAACAAAAAUCUUUUUUCUCAUCGUCUUCCUUGUUGUCAUCCACAACAAUUCAGAAAACAAAGUCUUCAUCAAGAAAUCCCAAGCAAGACUCAAAAAACAGAAGAACUUCAUUCAGGACUGCUACGUCUGAUGAAAUAAGAGAGAUUUCUGAGGAGACUGGCAGUGGAUUGGACAAUGUGGGUACCAGGCCAGCUCCUACUUCAAAGCGCCCUGACAGAAAAAUUCCAAGACAAGGAAAUAAAGAUCCAACAGCAGCUCCUUUGUCAGAAGAACAUUUUAGCCAGACCCCUGCCUCCCAGCCAGAUAAAGUUACUAUGCCCUUCAAAAUGAAUACUACAAAGACAGUAAGUCCAAAGACCAACAUGCAACCUACUACUACAAGUAUGGCUAAGAUUUCAGCAUUAACUAAUGCAAGUCAUGUCACUAAAGCUAAAGACAAAAGUACUACAUCUAUGAAAAAUGCCACAACUACUACAGCUAAAGGGAUGACCACAGCUAAGAGAGAAAAAACUACUGUAGUGAUAGAGACAACAACAAUUUCUAAGAAAUACACUACAAAAACAGCUCAAGAGCCAACUGCUAAAAGUAACACAACUACUGUAGCUAUGGAGGUAACAACAGCUAAAACAGACAUGACUACAGAAGCUAGGAAAGCAACAACAGCUAAAAGUGACAGAACUAGUGCUGCUAAAAUGGCAAUGACAACAGGUAAAAGAAUCACACCCACAGCAGUCACAGAGAAGACAACAAAAGAGAAAAAUGAUAUGACUACUGCAGCUAAAGAGACUAUAACAACAACAGAAAAGCAAGGCACAACAACAACAGAUAAAACAAUACACAGAAAAGACACAACUACUGUAGCUAAAGAUACCGUAAUGACAACAGAUGAAAGAGACCUAACUACUCUGGGCAAAGAGACUGUAACAACAACAGAAAAGAAAGACACAACAACUACGACAGAUAGAGAAACAAUAACCACAACAGAUAAAGAAGUCACAACUAUUGCCGAGAGAGAGACUGCAACAGCUAAAACAGUCACAGCUGCAGCUAAAGACACUGUAAAAACAACAGAUAAAGACACAACCACAGCAAAUGAAGACAUUAUACUGACUCCAGAUGAAAAAGACUUAACAACUAAAAAAGACACAAUUACUGCAGCGAGGAAGUCUGUAACAAGAGCACCUAGAACAGACACAACUACAGAAAUUAAAGACACUGUAACAACAGCAGGCAAAAAGGAUACAUCUACUGUGGACAAAGAAAACAUGCCAACAGAUGAAAGAGACAAAACAACCACAGGUAAAAAAGACACAACGACCAUGGACACAGAGAUUGUGAUGACUACAGCUGAAAGAGACACAACAGAUAAAAAAGACACAACUACUGCAUAUAGAGAGACUGUAACAUCAGCUAAAACAGCCACAACUGCAGCAGCUAGGGAGACUGUAACAAGAGCACCUCACACAGACACAACUACAGAAACUAAAGAUACUCUAGCCACCACAGGUAAAAAAGAAACAUCUACUGUGGACAAAGAGACUGUAAUGACAACAGAUGAAAGAGACAAAACAGAUAAAGCCACAACUACUGCAUACAGAGAGACUGUAACAAUUAAAGCUAAAACAGUAACAACUACUGCAGCUAAAAAAUCUGUAAUGACAACAGCUAAACUGGACACAACAGCAGCAGCUAAAAAGACACAAACUACCACUAAACAGACCCCUACUGCUGAUGAAGUAACAACUGUGGCUAUAGACCUGACAACUGCAAAUAAAGAAGAGACUGAAGAUAACAGACAGAAAACUACAGCUACCAAAGAAACAACAACUGAAGAGAAAAAAGAGUUAACCAUUGUUAUCAAAGAGAGAACUACAGAGGACUCAAAGGGCAUGACUACUGCAGCCAAAGAGAAAACUAUGAAUGAAAAAAAAGAGAUAAGUACUGUUCUCCAAGAGACAACUACAAGUGAUACAACAGAAAUAACUGCUGUUGAUAAAGAGAUAACUCUAGUUGAUAAAAGAGAGAUAACUGCUGUUACCAGAGAGACAACUAUGGCAAAUAAAAAAGAAACAGAUGUUGUCACUAGAGACACCUCUACUACCAAUAAAAAAGAAGUAACAACUGCUACCGAAGAGACAGCUACAGUGGAUAAAAAAGAGAAAGCUUCUGAUGAUAAACAGGCAACUACAACAGGUAAAAUAGACACAACUGCCAGUACUAUCACUAAAGAAACACUGACUGUCUCUGAAGAGGUGUCCAUUACAGCUAAACACUCCCAGGAAAGACCUGUGUCACCAACAGAAGAUAAACCUGGUACCAGUGUCACUCAAAUCCCACCAGUAAAAGCCACCAUUGAACCUGAAAAAAACACUAAGUCUGCAAUACAAAUUACUGCUACUCAACCCAUAAACCUUACUACCUCUCAACCUAAAGACCUCACUGAAACAAAAGUCCAUUUUGAAACCACGAAAGAAACUUCUAUUGUUACUAAAAGAUCUACAGCAACUUCCAUUUCCAAGGAGACUAUUGAAACCAAAGACAUCUCUGAAAAUACAUACACUAGAGAUACUACCACCCAGAAAAACACAACACAGUUUCCAACUGAAAAAUUUCAAACUUCCAAGAUCAUCAUCAGCCCUUCUUUGGCUCAGAAACCAGCUACCCAUCCAGUCACUCCUGAGCAGGAGAAACAUAGAGAUCAUUCAAGUCCCACUACAAUUAAUCCAAUGACUCUUACAGAAAGUAAUUUCCCCCUCAGAAACACAGAAAACCCUAAAGAAACUACUGUUCCUUAUGAGGGACCCAAUCAAAAUCCUACCUUUUCCAAACAAGUUAACUCUAUAGACUACCCAGCAAUCUUAUUCACAACUUCUGUUGCUCCACUGAGAGGUACAUCUAAUGACAAUGAUGAAAACAACAGGUUGGAGACCAUUACGAAAAUAACAUGGACAACAACAAAAUCUAAUUCAGCUAUCCCUCAAAAACAACAAACAACAUCACAUGGUAUUACAACUAAUACCAGCAUUGAUCUUGUUUCAAAUAAAGAAAUUACCAAGGAAAGUCCAAUAGCUAUGAACACAAAUACUUCAGUAAAACAUACAAUAGUGUCUUCAACCUUUAGAGCUGAGAAGGAUAUGCAUCAUACCUCCACCUUGCCAGGCGGAUUCAUAACCACAAGGACUGAAGAAAGAAGAGAAGUCACACAUUUGCCCACUAAAACAUACUCAUCAAUAUCUUAUUCAACUAAAGCUCCUGAAAGAAGCCCUGCUAUACACACAGACUCCAAACUACAGGGCAAUAUCAACACAACUGUAUUUUACAAAGAUGAACAAGCUAAGAAUUUGUGUAACGGAAAGCCAGCAGAUGGAAUUGUUGCUUUACCAAAUGGAACAUUAGCUGUAUUCCGAGGUCAUUACUACUGGCUGCUGGAUUCAUCUAGGCAGCCAACAGUGUCCCCUCGUAAAAUCACUGAGGGAUGGGGUAUUCCAUCCCCCAUCGAUACUGUCUUUUCCAGAUGCAACUGUGAUGGCAAAACUUUCUUCUUUAAGGGUUCCCAAUACUGGCGUUUCACUAAUGAUGUGAAGGAUGUGGGCUAUCCCAAACAAAUUGCAAAAGGAUUUGCAGGACUAAGUGGGAAAAUAGUAGCAGUUCUUUCAGUAGCACAGCACAACAACAGACCAGAAUCUGUGUAUUUUUUCAAGAAAGGUGGCAGCGUUCAACAUUAUAUCUACAAUCAAGAACCAGCCAAAAAGUGCAAAAAGAAAGUAUAUGUUAGGUACCCAGCUUAUACACCCAGAGCUGUGAUUAAGAGGAGACGCUUUCAACGUGCAGUAAGAUCAGCAAUCAUGUACCGCACACCAGUCACGUACCACACUCUCAGAAUCAACCAUAAUCCAUCUGGAAUAUUACAUCAUGAGGUUAAAAUAAAUUCUUACUGGAGAGGAUUUCCAAAAACAGUUCACUCAGCUAUAUCAAUACCUAACUACAAAAGGCCAGAUGGCUAUGACUACUAUGUUUUCUCUAAAGAUCAAUACUACAACGUGGAUGUGGCCAGCAGAAUAGCAAGAUCAGUUACCUCUCAGAUUGGGCAGACAGUAUCCAAGGACUGGUAUAAGUGUCCUAAAAAUGAUUUCUAAGACCAGAUUUUAAAGAAAGAAGCCAUUUUAAUUUGAGUUUGUCUAAUUUUAUUAAUAAAGACAUUGAAAUAUGCGCACAUCAAUCUACGUACAAAACGCUGCUUUUAGCGCUGCAACCAUUACACUAAAGCAGCAGUAGCCCAUUUGGCAGUCUGUAUACACAGCCUCAAUUACUUUACAGAACUUUUAACUAAUAUUGCCUCUGUUUAGGCCUCCUCUGCCUCCCAUUGCAUGAGUUACACCUGUGUAGGGAAAGAGACGAGUAUUAAUGCAAGUACUCUUCCCCACUCCAAUAAUCAAACAUAGUCAGUUUGCUACUUUGUUUGGUGAUGAGAUGAAUGUGCAGGGGAAUAUUCUGUUAGCGAUCUCUCUCUCUGUGUGUGAUGGCCUAGCACCAAGAGGUAACUACUGUGGACUUUCAUUCCAUGGGGGAGAAGAGUCACAACCACAGCAUGCUCAAUUCUGGGUGGAGAGGGUUACCCUCCCUUUUCACCGGCCACCCUUUUGGUUAAUGUGCGACAAUAGAUGGGAUUGCAAUGGAAAUCCCUUCUAGUUCUAUGAGUGCAUUUUUUAUGGUUAGAUCCACAACAUCUGAAUGUUUACAGACAUAUCAGUGCUAGCACCAAUGCAUGCAGAAUAUUUAAUAUUUAUGUUGAUGAAUACAUUUAAUCUGGGUAGGGUUUUUUUAAUGUGGGGGCUGUUAUAGUUAGUUAAUCAUUAGUAGCAAUCAAAGUAAAAUCUGGAGAAUACUAACAUAAUAAGCUUCUGUAAUUUCAAUCAUUUAAUUUUCUUUAAAAAGCAGCAUAGUAAUUCCAGACAUCAUCUCAAUGAAAAUCUUAAAUUUGAAAUAGGAAAAUUGUGUUAGGAGUAAUCUUAAAGAUCAGAAUUGUAUCAUAUCAAGCUUAUGUCCUAGCGAUAAAUUAUCAAAAAAAAGUAAGUUUAAAAUCUACUGCAAUUUAUACACCUUCUAAAAUCAGAGCCAGGAGCUCCAGAAGGAAGACGUUUUCUGUAAUCUUUUUGCCUGUCAGCCAAAUGAAUGCUUUGGAUAAUAUUUAUUAAAAGCUCUGUGGGGCAGGGACUCUGCAUUAUUCAGUGUCUCAUCAUGUAUAUUUAUGGUGGCACAAUAGAUAUCCAGUUUCAAAAGGGUUAAGAAAAUUAAGAGGUUAUUUGAAAGAGUACAUACAUAGUCACAAUAAUUCUAGCAUUGACAGUCACUUACCCCUCUGUCUGUUAAACUGACGACCACGGACACCAGUUCUUAAUGUUGGUGGCUGAAGUCUGACACGCCGGAAAGGCUUUGGCUGAUUACUGCUUGUGUCUGUAGAGAAGGAAGAGUUUCAGAAAGAAUGUAUAAAACAAUACUAUAUUACUGCAGUAUAAUUUGUAACUGUUAGUGAGUCCAUCACUUAAGUUUAACAUACAUUUGUACUUGUCUUUCAUAUUUUAAAAACUUGAGGGUGCAACAUAUUUCAUUAACAUUUUCUCAAAUAAUAAUAAUAAAGCCUCAGAUUGAA